This is a messenger RNA of Mangifera indica (mango), 1274 nucleotides long. Its product is annotated as peroxidase 4-like. Gene Ontology annotation, molecular function: peroxidase activity; heme binding. Lineage: Eukaryota; Viridiplantae; Streptophyta; Magnoliopsida; Sapindales; Anacardiaceae. The record is from RefSeq and is a predicted model, not a curated record. Gene Ontology annotation, biological process: hydrogen peroxide catabolic process; response to oxidative stress.
CAAACAAAAAUUCCCCAAUUCGUUUCCUGUUCCAAUUAUCCUAAUGGCCUUCUUUUUCAGUCUUUGAUGGCUUUCGCUCUCCUUGUGCUCGCUGUAAGCAGCACCACUCAACUCUCUACAAAUUUCUAUUCAAAGACUUGCCCAAAACUCUUUCCAACUGUCAAGUCCACCGUGCAGUCAGCUAGCAAAGAGGCCCGUAUGGGUGCCUCUUUGCUUCGCUUGUUCUUCCACGAUUGCUUCGUUAACGGAUGCGAUGGAUCACUUCUACUAGACGACACAUCUUCCUUCACAGGAGAGAAAACUGCAAUUCCAAAUCUCAACUCGGCCCGUGGCUUCAAUGUGGUUGACAAUAUCAAGUCAGCUGUUGAGAAGGUUUGCCCUGGUGUCGUCUCCUGCGCUGAUAUCUUGGCCAUCACAGCCCGAGACUCAGUGGCUAUCCUUGGAGGGCCUAACUAUGUAAAACUAGGAAGAAGAGAUUCCAGAACUGCUAGCCUAUCUGCAGCCAACAAUGGAAUUCCCCCUCCAACUUCUGACCUUAGCCGCCUUAUCUCUCGCUUCAGCAGCCUUGGGCUCUCCACCAGGGACCUUGUUGCUCUCUCUGGGGCUCACACAAUUGGGCAAUCAAGGUGCGUACAAUUCAGAGCUCGUAUAUACAACGAGACAAACAUCGAUGCUUCAUUCGCUAAAACAAGGCAAGGCAACUGCCCCAGAACCAACGGCACUGGUGACAACAACUUGGCGCCACUUGAUCUGCAGACCCCAACAUUUUUUGACAACAAAUAUUUCAAAAAUCUGAUCGGAAAGAAGGGAUUGCUUCACUCUGACCAACAGUUGUUCAAUGGUGGGUCUACUGAUUCAAUAGUGAGCACCUACAGUAACAGUCCAAGCACCUUCACUUCUGAUUUUGUUGCUGCCAUGAUUAAGAUGGGAAACAUUCAGCCACUCACUGGAUCCCAGGGUGAGAUCAGGAAAAAUUGCAGGAGGGUCAAUUAAGAAAGGAUCUUGAUGAAGAAUAAUAAAGUCUUUCGAAGUUUGGUUCUCUAAUUCAUGUAAAACUUGUUCCUUGUUGUAAUGCUUUUAAAAUUCUGCAUUUGUGAGUGCAAUAUAUUUUUUUUGGAAGAACAGAUGUUAUGAUGAAUUGGAUCGUGGAUUGUCUUUUUUUUUGGGCUUGGCCUUGGGCUUGCAGUUUAGUUUAGUUUGUGUUCUAUUCAUCAAAGAAAAUAAUAAAAUAAUGCUUGCAGCUUUGUAGGUCAGAGCUGGGGCUUUAUAACUCA